UGAGAAGUGGGCUUUAUUUGCAUUUUUGGGCUUUCCCCCUCCCCUUUGAGCACUGGAUAUCAGUGAAAGGCUUUGGGUUAUAUCAGCCUGGGUAGAUGGUCUUUGUGGCAUAGCAAUGGUGUCUCCUGGGAUGUCUCUGACUUCUUCCCCUCUCUGCUAAUGAACAUUGAUCUUGUCGAGGGGGACAAGAUGUCCUCGCCUGUUGGGUACCUAGAGUCUGCUGAUGUGGCAGUGGGAGGACUGCGAUGAGCAAACUCCUCAGGGAUGGGAUGCGAGCCACCCACUGCAAGUCACUGAGAUGUUCUCAACCACCAGUGAAUUACCAUGACCUUGCAGUGUUUGCACCUUGUGAUCUGAUGCUCAAGAGUGAGCCCAGGGGAAGAGAGAGCCUGUGUGGAGAUUACCUCCUGCCUUGCCUUUUCUCCCAGCCCCUCGCAGUGAGCUCUCAGGUGCUGGAGGAGCGGAGGGGAGAGCUGCCGCACUGAGCUGGGGCAGCGCGGGUGAAGCGAAAGGGUAUUUGACUGGUGGGCUGCAGCAGCUGGGGGUCCUUGCCACCCCACGGCGGAGACAACCAACUCCUGCCAGGUAGAUGCCCGCAGGGGAGAGGACAACUCCAGCUGAACUGAUGCCUCUCGGCACCUGAUACCAGGCUCAGCAGUCUCUAUUAGUCGUUAACUGGGCACACUCAGGACUCCAACACAUCUUCACCUAAACUCAUUUCUCCUUUUUCAAUGACCUUCUGCUUGCAAUAGCAUGCAGAAAAAAAAUUAUACAUGUUUCUGUGGGCUGGGGUGCAGCUGGACAGGAGAAACAUAUGGUGCUGUGAAAGGUUACUGACACAAAAAUGCAAAUUUUAGAAGUUUUGCCCUGAAGAUGGAGCAUGCUGAGCAGGGGUGCAGGUGGUUGCGAUGACUCUGCUUGGGGUCUCGCGUCCUGGUGGAGUUUAAUGGAAGUUUGUCCUUGUUUCAUAUAAAUGGAGCAGCGGGAAGGGAGACAAGGACCUGGCGGUGAGGAGAGGGCUGCAGAUGUGGCCUUGGCAAACAACCUCAGUGGAAAGAGGGUGGCAUCUGUGUCUUCUGCAGCUUCUGACAUGAAGAAAGAUAUAGAGUCUCUAAUAGCCCAGGAAAAAGCAGAGAUCGUUGCCAAGUAUGAGAAGGGCAGGCAGGAAGGAGCUCAGAUUGACCCGUGGGAAGAUGCCGAUUUCACACUGUAUAAGGUUACAGACCGGUUUGGAUUCCUGCAUGAGCAGGAGCUGCCGACCCGCACCGCCUUGGAGGAGAAGCAAAAACAGCAGGAAAUCGAACGCGUGGACAAGUGGCUAAAGAUGCUGAAGAAAUGGGGCAAAUACAGAAACAGUGACAAGAUGUGCCGGCGAGUGUACAAAGGGAUCCCACUUCAGGUGCGAGGCCAGGUCUGGUCGCUUCUGCUGGAUGUCGAGAAGAUGAAGAAGGAGAACGAAGGAAAAUAUGAGCAAAUGAAAGAACAAGCAAAGAGCUUUUCAUCGGAAAUCAAGCAGAUAGAUUUGGACGUAAACCGCACCUUCCGAAACCACAUCAUGUUUCGGGAUCGCUACGGAGUGAAGCAACAGGCACUCUUCCAUGUCCUAUCAGCAUACUCGGUUUAUAACACCGAGGUGAGCUACUGCCAAGGGAUGAGCCAGAUUGCAGCCAUCCUCCUGAUGUACUUAAACGAAGAGGAUGCAUUUUGGGCACUGGCACAGCUGCUGACCAACCAGCGGCACGCCAUGCACGGUUUUUUCAUUCCUGGGUUCCCGAAGCUGCAGAGAUUUCAAGCUCACCACGAGCAGAUUUUAAGCAAACUGUUUCCCAAACUGAAGAAGCACAUGGACAAAGAGCAGAUGACUACAGGGAUUUACACGACCAAGUGGUUCCUGCAAUGCUUCAUUGACCGGACCCCCUUCACCCUCACCUUGCGGCUGUGGGAUAUCUACAUCCUGGAAGGAGAGCGGGUGCUGACGGCCAUGGCUUACACCAUCCUCAAACUGCACAAAAAGCGCUUGCUGAAGAUGAUGCUGGAAGAUUUACGGGAAUUUCUGCAGGAGAAAAUUGCCGCUUCCCUGCAGUACGAGGACGAUGCCGUCAUUGAGCAACUGCAGAUGUCGAUGACCGAACUGCGCAAGAUGAAAUUUGACCUCCCCCCACCAGCAAAGCCUGAGGAAUUCCCACGAAAGCCCCUGGGCCUGGAGCUCUCCCUCAACCUGGUAGCCAUGAAGGGCAAUGUGGCAGCCAAUGGCCAGAAUGGCCAGGUGGGCGAGCACCCCCCGGAUAGGGAGCCCCAUCCCCACAGAGGUCCUGGGGUGCCAGGAGGAAUGAUGGUGGCAGAGGCGAGGACUCCCACCCUCCAGCGCAGUGAAGCAGCUGAAGCGACAGACGUCCACCUGCAUCCUCCUGGCGGGGGGCCACCGGGAGAGGAGAGUCAGGUGGAGCCCACUGGGAACGGGCAGCCGCCGUCUCUUCUGAAGGCAAGCGAGACCCAGGCCCGUCAUCACCUCCUGCCCACAGCCCUGCCUCCGGAGCAGCCUCUUCUCGCCCCCAGCCGUACCACGGUGGACCACGAGUCGGUCUCCCUCCCCACCCUGGCCAACCAUGGAUCCUUGGACUCCUCUCUCCAAAACAUGCUGAGUCCUCCCGACUCAAGCACCAUGGAGCUUUCUGCUACAGACCACUCAGUAUGGCAGUCAAAUCCUGCUGCUGUGCUGGCAGGAGAACAAGCAUCUUGCCUCUGCAAAGAGAAAGCACUCGAAGCACCCCCUUAUCCUCAGGCGGGUGGCUGGCAGCAGCUCUCCGGCACAUCGCAGCACAACGGCUCCCCAGAGAGCAAGUGCAGGGAGGAGACGGCCGAGAAGCGCUGCAGAGCAGCGCUGCCAGACCAAACAGACUUGAAGCGUUUGGCAUCCAAAGCUGCAUCCACAGGGGAGCUCACCAGCCUGCAGCAGAACGGCCCAGGGAACGCCACCAGCACCGUGCACUGGCCGGAGGGCUUGGGCAUCCUGCCCACGCACGGGCUGGCGGGUGGCAGCGUGCCCAUCUUAUCCGGCAGCGAGUCAGAGGCAGCGGGGCUGGGCAAGGGCUGCCCCUUCCAGCGGGUGCCAUCCCCCACGGCGGAGCGGAACAGUCCCUACACUGUUAUCAAAACCACCACUCCCCUCCACCUGGCCCAUGCAACAGAGCAGGACUUCUCGAACAGAAAGCAGGUGGCAUUGCCUCUCCCGGAGACUGGACGACCCCUGCCUGCCACCUCCAUGCCACCGCCUCUUGCGCUGGACCCAGAGGAGGUAGAUGCCCAAAAAAGCCUCCAGAAACCAUUAAACACACUGAAAGCCCCACGACCCCCCCUGAGCCCCAAACCAAAAUUACUGCCGCAGGUUGCCAAAUCCCACUCGGAGAACAGUUUCCUUUCAGGCUCUCCUGCCCUGGCAAAACUGCCCAAAUCGGUGACGUUUUAGUGGGGACAGGGAGGUGAGGGAGAGGAAGCAGGUGCUGGAGCAGCACCCUUGCCCCGUUUUUGGGACCCCACCCCCCCCCUUCAGCAGGGCUGUGUGGGGGUGACAGCACAGAAUCCAUCACCUGUGGAGCUGUGCUUUGGUACGAGUGCAUGGUGAGGCGAUGGAGCAGUGGCCGCCGGCGCCAGGAGACACCAGCAAAUUGGGUUUGCAUCUUUCCUAUGGACAAAUUGGAAAAUGCUUUCACUUUUUUGUUCCUCGAAGCUCCCUGAGCCUCGUCGUGUGUCGGGGUGGGGAGCAGAGGCAGGGCUGGUGAAUGUGUUGUGUGUUUUCUUCUGCGCCUGCCUGCCAUAGUACUGGCUGUGGAAGCGGGCGUGAGGCAUAGGAGUCUGAAAUGCUUUCUUUAGAAUGCCCGAUCAGCGCAGCCAACAGCAUUGCUUUCAAAGGCCUUUGUAGCAAUAGAUCUUUAUUUCUUUUCCCAGGCUCAUGGUUGUAGGCAGCAGCAUUUUCAGGCAGGGCCAUGGCAUCCUGGCAGGGCGCAGGCAGCCUCCUGCCUACUCUAUGCAAUUCCACAGCGCGGUGCCUGGCUCCUGCCGCGGUGGUGGAUGGCAUCCCGGGGGGAGGUUUAACGGCUGGUGAGUCCCUGGCUGGGGUGGGGGGGGUUCUCCUUGGUGUGACCCUGGUGAAGGACAGCCAGUGGGGUGGUUCUUUCCUAGGUGCUCAAGGUGAUAAGGACAGUGAUGAAGGUUGAGCCCUGUCUCUUGGGCUGAGUGGCCUUUCCCUCACAGGCCCAGGGCGGCGAGCAGGCUUGCUGCCUUUCCAUUGAACAGGAAAAGGGGCUGCUGCCUUGGGAAACCUCCUGCCUUCGCUAGCAAGCUGCUGGAGGUGCGAUGGUGUCUAAUCAUGGUGCCCAAGCUGAAGCCCACUUUUACUUUGAGGAAGUUAUGUGUCAGGGUGGAACCAGCAUAGGAGUUGAGGAAGGGGAGCACAUUGCCUAGAACCUGAUCCCAGCCCUUCUGGUUUAGCCCACCCAGAAAUCAACCACCAAGGAAGGAAACCUGGGCACAGAGGUUUGGAAGAUGAUGCUGCAGAGCAUCACUGUCAGCACAGCCCACUGCUGAAGAGAUAACGCAGUGGGUGCCCACAUGCCCUUCAUGUACUGGUGGCCUGUCCAUCUCCUCCCCAUCCCAGGGUGUUGCUGCUGCACAAUCCAGACUGUUGGCUGGAGGUGAGCAGGGACCCAGGGACAGCUCACCCCACUGAAAGAGCUGGUCCAAACGCCUGUUUCCCGUAUCUACUUCACCCCUAAUAGGUGAAGGGACUUCAUUGGGAAGGAAGAUCAAUGGAUGCAGCAGGAGCUAACCUAGGCCAGAUGUGCUGUAUUAGACUCUGCUCUCCAGAAGGGGUGGCUGCAGAUGCCACUUUAGAUGGGACUGCAGGUGGGAUUCCCAUCCCUUCAAUGGAGACCCUGGGCAAAAGCUCUUCUAAGGAGACUUUGAAAACUGUUUAUCUCACAGGCUGCUUCAGUAACAUAACCUGAUCUGAAGCCUACCUGGAAGCCCAGUAGAAACUUCCACUAAAUUACUUUGUGGGGUUUAUCAGUUGUUGGUUUUGGGUUUUUUGUUUUUUUCUGUUCACGUGGUGGUUUGUGUUAGCAGCAGGGAGAGCAUCGAAGGGAGCACCCCAUCUUUCUUUGGAUGUAGCCAGCCAGACCACAGCACCCUCAGCUUCUGUUGCAACCCCUCCUCUGUCGGAGACCCCAUCUUCUGUCAAGUCUCCAAUCUUGCCCAUCCUCUCUCCCUCUGCAAAGCAGGGAUAACCCUAUUAGCUACCUCGCCAGGGGUGUUGUGAGGAGUCAAGAGUUGCUCUUUGAGAACUGCUGUAUGAAUGUUCAGUAUUGGUGUUUUGAGACGCCAUGGGUCCUUUCUAGGACAACGGCGCUUGAAUUGGUUUUAAUUUAGAGUACAUUUUCCAAUAACUAUACAGUAAUUAAACUUAUUUGUGUGUUAAAAUA
Harpia harpyja (harpy eagle) is the source of this 5477-nucleotide messenger RNA. RefSeq names its product USP6 N-terminal-like protein. The coding region runs from base 974 to 3466 and encodes 830 amino acids. The record is from RefSeq and is a predicted model, not a curated record. The transcript has 17 exons. NCBI's taxonomy places the organism in Eukaryota, Metazoa, Chordata, Aves, Accipitriformes, Accipitridae.